UAUAUAUAAAUGACAAUAUUUUAACAUAGAAACCUAUACGUAAUUAUUCAAUACAUUUAAUUUGUAAUGAAAUGAUUAAGUGAUAUGAAAAUAAUUCAAAUUAUCAAUUGAUUUGAUUACGCUUUCAUUUAUGAAUUUAAGCCACAACUCUUCUCAUAUCAGGCAAUAAUUAGUCUCAGAAUCGAUUUGUAAGAAAAAUAUAUAAAUUUGAGGGUAGACGCACAACGUCCUGUAACGUGUUAGCAUCUAAAGUUUGAGUGGAUUGUGAAAUGAUAGUUUGCACUUUGCUGUUUUUUUCUCAAUUAUAACUAAUUCAUUAAAAUAAAAUGUUUGGACCGUCAUUAUUCCGUACAUUAAUAUUUGGUAGUGGUUCAAUAUUAAGCGGCGUCACUGAAAAGAUUAUCAAGUUAACCGAAUUAGUGAGCGUCCCACAGAGUGAAACUAUUAACGAGGUGUUGUUUUACGGAUCGGAGUAUGAAGAGAAGAAGAAACAGCUGGGAUUAAAUAAUCUAUUCUGCAUUUACUACGUCAUAAUCCAGGCGAGCUUCACGAUCGACGUCUGUGUACCGAGCCUUACAAGCGACACUAUAUCGAAAUGCCUCAUUAACGUUCAAAAAAAGAACAAAGUCAAAAUUCGGAUAGUCGUACACAAUGAACAUGAUGCGUCGCCGGAACAGGAGGCCAUUGCGGUCAUAGGUUCGCUAGAUUACGAAGUUGCUAGAGUCAAUUCUAACAGAGACACGACGAUUAUUACAUCUGAACCUAUAGUUAUUGAGGCUUUGAAGAGAGAGUUCGAUAGGGUUUGGAUCUCAUCAGAUACUUGAGGAGGAGAUAAACGGGACUAC
Molecule: messenger RNA, 845 nt
Organism: Danaus plexippus (monarch butterfly)
Lineage: Eukaryota; Metazoa; Arthropoda; Insecta; Lepidoptera; Nymphalidae
Exons: 2
Coding region: 327-824 (165 amino acids)
Source: RefSeq, a predicted model, not a curated record